Molecule: messenger RNA, 2567 nt
Organism: Fundulus heteroclitus (mummichog)
Lineage: Eukaryota; Metazoa; Chordata; Actinopteri; Cyprinodontiformes; Fundulidae
Gene: pafah1b3
Product: platelet-activating factor acetylhydrolase, isoform Ib, gamma subunit
Exons: 5
Coding region: 542-1213 (223 amino acids)
Source: RefSeq, a predicted model, not a curated record
GAUCUGUCUCAAAAACAAACACGUUUUUCUAUUAAACCGUGUAUUGUUCGCUUAUUGCUUACACAAUUCCUGCCAAUAGUGACUCUAAAAGUCAUGUUGGCAGUGUUAUUAUCUGAAAAUAUUGCGAGUGCUUGAAAAUAACGUUAUUGUCGGUCUUUGAGGAAAGUGGCCGAGGCACACGUUCAGUAAAAAUUGACUUCCUGUAACGGAACUGGAAGAUAUCGAUAUUUUUUUUUUGAUUUAAUGUUAGGCUUUUUACAUGCAUGUUUCUUAAUUUAACUGCUACAUAAAGCACCCGUGCUCUCCGUUUUGCACAAAACAGCCUUUUGAAUAAUUCUGCGCGUGGCCUUUUAUCUUUUAAGCUGCAUCUGUUCGUGCACCAGCAAGUAGGCUAGCUACCGUGGCUAACUCUGUCAGCCUCCAUAGAUUUCUUUAGCAAAGAGAGCGGUGGGGGCUGUUAGCUAAUUGGCUUGCGUUCUGUUGUCAAAACACCGACAAAAGGCUACGUGACCGCUUUCUAAAGACGGGUGAAGCCAAGAAUAUGAGCGCAGAAGCCUCGAACCCUGCCGCCACACCCACUCCCUGUGAAGACGCUCAGGGAGAUGGACGGUGGAUGUCUCAGCACGUCCGCUUUGUUUCCGAGUGCAAAGAGAGAGAACCUGAUGUGGUGUUUGUGGGAGACUCCCUUGUUCAGCUCAUGCAUCAGUUUGGGAUAUGGCGCCAGUUGUUCUCCCCUCUCCAUUGCCUUAACUUCGGAAUCGGUGGAGAUGCAACGCAGCACGUGCUGUGGAGACUGAGCAAUGGUGAACUGGAUAACAUCAGCCCAAAGGUCGUAGUGCUGUGGGUUGGCACGAACAAUCACGGUCACACAGCUGAACAGAUUGCCGGUGGUAUCAUGGCAAUUGUCCAACUCAUCCACAACAAGCUCCCCCAUGCCCACACACUUGUGCUUGGUGUACUGCCCAGAGGUAGAAUGCCAAACCCUCUACGAGAGCGAAACGCCCAGGUGAACAAGCUGGUGCAGGAUGCCUUAUCGUCUCUCUCCCACGCCUCCUUCUUUAACGUGGAUCCAGGUUUUGUCCUCUCGGAUGGGAGCAUCUCCCAUCAGGAUAUGUACGACUACCUUCACCUGACCGCUCACGGAUAUCAGGCUGUGUGUGAACCCCUGCAUGCUCAAAUCAAGUCCCUGUUAGAAAAACCAGCCGAGAACUGAGUAUCCAGCUUAGAAACGUACACUACCACAGUGGUCUUCGUCCCUGUUUCCAGAGAGUGUUGCCCUCAGCUGUGUAAGGCUUUGGAUGUUGGAUAGAAUCAGCUAAUAAAAGGGCUAAGAGCAGCAUUUAAUCUGCAUAAGCCUUCUCUAUAACCAGGGUUGGUGACCACUGUCAUUGAUAAGCGGACCAUAAGGUUUUUUUUGUGUUUACGAUGCAAAGAUGAGACGUGUUGUGCUAUAGAGAGACUGUGUCUUUCUUGAACCCCUUUAGAUACAUAUUCCAUCAUUCUUAGGUUUUUGGCAUGAAAUUUAUGAUUUUCACCGUUGCAAGACACAUGGACGAACACGAUGAUGGCAUCUCCAGGGUUCAGAUGACACCACGCGUAAAAUAGAUCAACUCACAUCCUCAGUUACUCUAAUAAAAGAUUUUAGAAGUACGCGUCAACUUUCCAGGUUAAUGAACUUAUUCUCCAGGUCAAAACUAUGAUGUAAUUGGAAAAGAUACUUUGUCUACAACUAAGUGUUGCACAUCUCAUCCCUUUUGCUCCUUGAACCAUUGAAGAAUAAUGUAAUUUUCUGACAGACUUAUGAAAUCAAUAUUUCACUACUACACUGCCUUUCUGACAGAACUGGAGUAUUAUCCGGUUUGAAAUCCAACCGAUUUUUUGCCAGAAUUUGCAUGCAUGCUAGAAACAACUACCCUUCUCAUUCGACCUAUUGUUUCUUUGUAUCAUUCAUUUUUAUUGGUUGCUUUUAUUUUUCUUGGAUUUUGUUUUGGCUCUUCAUGUUAGGAAAAGCUGAGGUGGUAUCAGACGCAUUAAAGAUGACUUUGCUUCAUGAUAAACUGGGAAUCUUUCAAUGAAAUGUUCACAGAAAGAAACUGGAAAACGACCAUCAUUCAUGACGCUAAUUCAAGAUAAUGCGUCUCCUGAUUUAAAGGCGCCUAUCUUUGCUGUGAUUUUCUUUUGUAUAUGUUAAGUCCAAUGAACAAAAAGUUGUCUUUUGUCUUCGUGGCAAAUAGUUUACUGGUCAGUUUAUUUUGCAUCAUGCCAUGUUACCUCUUUGCCUUUAUACCUUUAUCCUCCUCACCUAUUGUAAUGGCAGUAGAGCUCCAUGUUAGUGGCUGUGUUUUUCUUGUGAUCAUAAAUGUAUUAGAUUCCUCUAGUUGCUUGUGCUUCAGAUUUGAACUUUUCUGCGACAUAAUGGCUCACGCGCCCAUUUAAAAUGCUUUACCUCACACUAUGAUGCUUGGGAGCUGCUUGGACGAAGAAGGUGCCAUGGAAACCUGCAAUGGUCCAGAAUGAGUAAUUGUGCAAGUGGUGAAAGAAAUGCAUUAAAUGUCAUAACAAAACGG